GCAAUGGGAAGCAAAUGGCCAACCAAUAGCAAAAAGGCAGCCGUGUAUCGAUCGCCUUAUCCGGGUCCUGUGGCACUGGCACACCGCGCGUCCGGAUUUGGCUGAGUAGCUGACUAGCUGAGCGAGCAAUCCAUCCCUUCGCCCGCCGCACCAUGGAAGCCCUCGCCUCGGCGCCUCGGGCGCUCUUCCCGCGCGCGUGCCCAGUGGCGACGCCGGCCGGCCCAGCCCGGCGCCGCUCCGCCGCUCCUCACAUCUGCAGGGCCUCCGCGGCGGCCGGGGAGGAGACGACGCCGCCGCCGCCGCCGGCGGCCGCUCCCAAGAAGAUCCUCAAGAAGAAGCCCGUCUACUCGAUGAAGAAAGGGCAGAUUGUGCGCGUGGACAAGGAGAAGUACCUGAACAGCAUCAAUUAUCUGUCAGUGGGACACCCGCCCUUCUACAAGGGGCUGGACUACAUAUACCAAGACCGCGGCGAGGUCUUGGAUAUCAGGAACUUCGAAACAGGAGAAUACGCCCUGAUCGCUUGGGUGGGGAUCCCGACGCCACCGGCAUGGCUACCAACCUACAUGCUCAUCAAGUCGGACAAGCUCGACUACGAGAGGAUAUGAUGGCCGGCCGGCGGCCUCGCAGGGCACCGUAGCGCCGCCGCCGAAUUCAUGCUUCAUUUCGCAUCAGGAGUCGGCCAAGCAGGACACACCUCUUGUUGUUGACUUGUUGUAGGUAUAUACGUACAUGCCAGUAUUGCCAGAACAGUCGACAGAGGCAAUCUGAGACCUCAGCUGCUGGAAUAAUCAGGAAGUAGAUCGAGAGCGACGUACGAUGACGAGAUUCAUAAUUGCUGCUGCACAUCACUUCUUUAUGUUAUUUAAACUCACAUUUCAUAAUU
Molecule: messenger RNA, 883 nt
Organism: Zea mays
Lineage: Eukaryota; Viridiplantae; Streptophyta; Magnoliopsida; Poales; Poaceae
Product: NAD(P)H-quinone oxidoreductase subunit O, chloroplastic
Exons: 4
Coding region: 153-605 (150 amino acids)
Cellular component (GO): plasma membrane
Molecular function (GO): oxidoreductase activity, acting on NAD(P)H, quinone or similar compound as acceptor
Source: RefSeq, marked validated